Leishmania mexicana MHOM/GT/2001/U1103 is the source of this 1917-nucleotide messenger RNA. RefSeq lists its product as hypothetical. The record is from RefSeq and is a predicted model, not a curated record. The coding region runs from base 1 to 1917 and encodes 638 amino acids. The transcript has a single exon. NCBI's taxonomy places the organism in Eukaryota, Euglenozoa, Kinetoplastea, Trypanosomatida, Trypanosomatidae. Gene Ontology annotation, biological process: protein transport. Gene Ontology annotation, cellular component: cytoplasm.
AUGCCGUCCAGUCGCGGCGUCUCCCUCUCCAUCUCCUUAGCGGAUGCGGAGGUGGCCCCGGGUGGCAUGCUGCGCGGUGAGGUCAAGGUGAAAGUGGACGCCUCGCACAAGAACGGCAUCGUCUACGAGGCUAUACGCCUUGUUUUUCUUGCAGUGGAGAAGAGCUGUGUGUGGGAUGAUCAGGGCGAGUUUGAUGAGCUGCUGAACAAGUACACGUCAUCACGUGUCUACCUCGAUCGCCACGUGACGCUCACCGGCUUCAAAACACAGUCCGAGGAUGCUGAGACCACCGCGCAGGUUCGGGAGGAGAUGCUGUUCCUCCAGCACUCCGCCACCCCGUACGCCGCGGUGGCGCCGACAAAGCCGAAGAAAGACGCGUACCGCCAUUACACACGCGAGGAGCUGCUGCACGGUGCCAUCCAAAUGGCGGCCACGACGAAGUACACCACGGGGGGGACGGUCGCCCCUGACGCCAACGCCAAUACUAAUAACUGCGUGGGAAGUCAAGGGCCUGUGCAAGGGGUUGACGGGCCGCAUUUGGCCGCGGCGGCCCCAAGUGGGGGAGCCACGGAAGUGGAGGUCCCCGUACUGAUGCCUGGAACCCAUCGUUUCCCUUUUCUAUUUCGCCUGCCUCCCUGGCUACCGCCUUCCUUCUACUACUCCUUCGUUGGCGCCAAGGGGCAGCUCCAGUACUCGGCGUCCGCCACGAUGCUGUUCCCCGGCAACGGUGCCGGCUCAUGGUGGUUCAAAAUCUGCAGGGACAUGAAGGGGGCAACGUGUGAUGUGGAGAAGACCUCCAACAAAGCUGCCGGCGCCGACGCCCCUUCUGGCAAGAGGGAGCGCAAGCGAACGGGUCGCGGUGAGUCUGGGGAGGGCGUCAUAGACCUGGAGGAUUACGACGUCGGCGAGCGCACGAAUCGGCGUCUUACCAGCAUGCCCGUCUACGGCCCAUCAGACCUCACAACCGCCAUCCACUUCGACGUGCUGUCCGUGAUGCCGCGUCGUCAGCUAGUGGCCGCGUACUACCAGAUCGACACUCACAACCUCCAUCAGCGACCGACGAACCCACCACGGGAGGCGGAGAACGCCAAUAACAGCAGCAGCAGCAGGAACGGUGCGACGAAACUGCGAGGACGCGUCGGCAAGAGCAACUACGCCGGCGACGUGAAACCAUCCGGCGUGUCGGCAGGGCUGCUGGAGCACCACGAGGACACGCACUUGGCCCUGUCCGCGCUCUACCAAACGUUCCGCUGCGGCUGGCUGGGGAACAUGUGCUGUCUGCAGCCGCAGAACGCAAUCGAGGCGGAGGUGCUCGUGGUGGGUGCGCGGACAGUGCUGUUGGCCGAUGACGUCGGUGCCUUGCAGGCGCUCGGGGUACAGCCGCCGAUCACGUGCGACUCUCCACAACUUGGCGGCCCGGCCCUCCACGCCCCCGACAUCGUUCCCUCGCCCGACCUGGCGGUUGCCCCGCCCAAUACGCCAUGGCCGGUUGGCGGCAUCACGCUGCGUGUGCGUGUGCGCAACUACUGCCCCACUCAUACCGUAGAGUGUGUGCGAGUAGAGCUGAAGGUGAUGGUGGAGAUCUUCAAGUCUCUCAAGACCCCGCACACCUUUCCUGGCAUCUCCUACUCGAGUUUCGACUACACAAUCCCCAUCCCUCCUGACAACCAGGCACUAUUCGAUGUGAGGCUCGGCCUGACGCCGCGCUUCCGCCGGCACGAGACCGACAGCGAGUCGCUCUUGCCACCGCCUGGAGUACGAACAGCUAACAUGCGGAGCAACACCUUCUUACAGGUCAGCUUUCCCGGCAUGUACACGUACGUUGAAGAGGAGGAAGAGACGAAGGGCGUCGUGAUCAUGGCGGAGACGGUGAACCUGAAGGACGAGGUGCUCGAACUGCCGGUCCGGUACAGCUGA